This is a messenger RNA of Psammomys obesus (fat sand rat), 3293 nucleotides long. RefSeq names its product ADAM metallopeptidase with thrombospondin type 1 motif 3 (gene Adamts3). Gene Ontology annotation, cellular component: extracellular matrix. The transcript has 21 exons. Gene Ontology annotation, molecular function: metalloendopeptidase activity. Lineage: Eukaryota; Metazoa; Chordata; Mammalia; Rodentia; Muridae. The record is from RefSeq and is a predicted model, not a curated record. Bases 1 to 3276 code for a protein of 1091 amino acids. Gene Ontology annotation, biological process: extracellular matrix organization; proteolysis.
AUGACGUUGCCACGCUGCAGUGAGAGGAGACAACUGAUGGGGGAGACUGUCACCAAGGCCAGGCUGACAGAGAGUCACCUAGAAAUUGUCUGGUGGGGAAAAGGAGCAGAGAGCCGAUGUGGGCUGGAGGUAUUGCCAGUCAGUCUAGAGCCCUGUCACCUGGACCAGGCUGGAAUGAUAAAAAGUGAUAAUGAAGAGUAUUUUAUUGAACCCUUGGAGAGAGGUAAGCAGAUGGAUGAAGAAAAAGGAAGGAUUCACGUUGUCUACAAGAGAUCAGCCAUGGAGAAGGCUCCCAGAGGUGUGUCUGAAGACUUCUACCACAGGGAGUCAGAUCUGGAAGGCCUUGAUGAUCUCGGCACAGUUUACAGCAACAUUGGCCAGCAGCUGAAUGAGACACUGCGUCGCCGCAGACAUGCGGGGGAGAACGAUUACAACAUCGAGGUGCUUCUGGGCGUGGAUGACUCCGUGGUCCGUUUCCAUGGCAAAGAGCAUGUCCAAAACUACCUCCUCACCCUGAUGAACAUCGUAAAUGAAAUCUACCACGAUGAGUCCCUCGGAGUGCACAUAAACGUGGUCCUGGUGCGAAUGAUUCUGCUCGGUUACGCAAAGUCCAUCAGCCUCAUAGAAAGGGGAAACCCAUCCAGGAGCCUGGAAAAUGUGUGUCGCUGGGCUUGCCAGCAACAAAAACCUGAUCCCAAGCACGCUGAACACCAUGAUCAUGCAAUUUUCUUAACCAGGCAAGACUUCGGGCCUGCUGGAAUGCAAGGAUAUGCACCCGUCACAGGCAUGUGUCACCCAGUGAGAAGCUGCACCCUGAAUCAUGAAGAUGGCUUUUCAUCUGCUUUUGUAGUAGCCCAUGAAACUGGCCAUGUGUUGGGAAUGGAGCAUGACGGACAAGGCAACAGGUGUGGCGAUGAGACCGCCAUGGGCAGCGUCAUGGCGCCCCUGGUGCAAGCUGCCUUCCAUCGCUACCACUGGUCCAGAUGCAGCGGUCAGGAGUUGAAAAGAUACAUCCACUCCUAUGACUGCCUCCUUGAUGACCCCUUUGAACAUGAUUGGCCCAAACUCCCAGAACUCCCAGGAAUUAAUUACUCCAUGGAUGAGCAAUGCCGUUUUGAUUUUGGUGUGGGCUACAAAAUGUGCACAGCGUUUCGAACCUUUGAUCCGUGCAAACAGCUAUGGUGUAGCCAUCCUGAUAACCCGUACUUCUGUAAGACUAAGAAGGGGCCCCCACUUGAUGGAACUGAAUGUGCUGCUGGGAAGUGGUGCUAUAAAGGGCACUGUAUGUGGAAGAACGCUAACCAGCAAAAACAAGAUGGCAACUGGGGGUCGUGGACCAAAUUUGGCUCCUGCUCCAGGACAUGUGGAACUGGUGUUCGUUUUAGAACACGCCAAUGCAACAAUCCCAUGCCCAUCAAUGGUGGUCAGGACUGCCCUGGCGUUAAUUUCGAGUACCAGCUUUGUAAUACAGAGGAAUGCCAAAAGCACUUUGAGGACUUCAGGGCCCAGCAGUGCCAACAGCGUAACUCCCACUUUGAGUACCAGAAUACCAAACACCACUGGCUGCCGCAUGAACAUCCUGACCCCAAGAAAAGAUGCCACCUUUACUGUCAGUCCAAGGAGACAGGGGACGUUGCUUACAUGAAGCAGCUGGUGCACGACGGGACACGCUGUUCCUACAAAGAUCCAUACAGCAUAUGUGUGCGAGGCGAGUGUGUGAAAGUGGGCUGCGACAAAGAAAUUGGUUCCAACAAGGUUGAGGAUAAGUGUGGGGUCUGUGGCGGGGACAAUUCCCACUGUCGGACUGUGAAGGGGACAUUUACCAGGACACCCAGGAAGCUUGGGAAGACGAGAGGCGCGUUCGUUUUGCCCAAAGGAGCUCGUAAUAUUUCUCUUGCUGAAACAAGAGAAACUAAAAAUGUACUGGCUAUCAAGAACCAAGCCACAGGUCACUACAUUCUAAACGGCAAAGGGGAGGAAGCCAAGUCUCGGACCUUCAUAGAUCUUGGUGUGGAGUGGGACUACAACAUUGAAGAUGACAUUGAAACCCUCCACACGGAUGGGCCCCUACGUGAUCCCGUCAUUGUGCUGAUCAUACCCCAGGAGAAUGACACCCGCUCCAGCCUGACAUAUAAGUACAUCAUCCACGAAGACUCGGUGCCAACCAUCAACAGCAACAAUGUCAUCCAGGAGGAGCUGGAUACCUUCGAGUGGGCGUUAAAGAGCUGGUCUCAGUGCUCCAAACCCUGCGGUGGAGGUUUCCAGUAUACAAAAUAUGGAUGCCGAAGGAAAAGUGACAAUAAAAUGGUUCAUCGCAGCUUCUGUGAGGUCAAUAAAAAGCCGAAACCCAUCAGACGCAUGUGCAACAUUCAGGAAUGCACACACCCGCUCUGGGCAGCAGAAGAAUGGGAGCACUGCAGCAAAAGCUGCGGCAGCUCUGGGUACCAGCUCCGCACCGUACGCUGCCUCCAGCCGCUCCAUGACGGCACCAACCGCUCCGUGCACAGCAAGUACUGCAUGGGGGACCGUCCUGAGAGCCGCAGGCCCUGCAACAGAAUGCCCUGCCCCGCCCAGUGGAAGACAGGGCCCUGGAAUGAGUGUUCAGUGACCUGCGGUGAAGGGACAGAGGUCAGACAGGUUCUCUGCAGGACUGGGGACCACUGUGAUGGUGAAAAGCCGGAGUCUGUCAGGGUCUGCCAGCUGCCUCCCUGUAACGAUGAGCCAUGUUUGGGCGACAAGUCCAUAUUCUGUCAAAUGGAGGUGCUGGCACGAUACUGCUCCAUCCCAGGGUAUAACAAGUUAUGUUGUGAGUCAUGUAGCAAACGCAGUGGUACCCUGCCACCACCAUACCUUCAAGAAGCUGCUGAAAUCCAUACUGAUGCUAUCUUUGGCCCUAGUGACCUCCCUAGGUCGCUAGUGAUGCCUACACCCUUUCUCCCUAACUACUCAGGGACCCGUGCUGAGAAGAAAUCCUCUCAUAACAUCUCUUCCAUAGCAAAUGCAAACGCAUAUGCUGCUUUCCAAGCCAGCAGCAGACCUAGUGCUAACUUCCACCAGAAGAAAGCACAGCAGUCUGGGAGAAAAACGCCAUUAUCAAUAGCACCCUCCUCAGCCCUAAAGACUGAUCACCUCUAUUCUGCCUCACCUAUGGCUGCUGUCCCCGCCCCUGCUCUCAGUGAUUCAAUAGGUGCUUCUCCCCAGACAAGAACCCCAAAGAAAGAUGGAAAGAGUAUUAGCAGGAGACAUCCGAUCAGGUCAACCACCUCAGAGAGAUGAGAAAGCGGACUAAUGGA